CAAGAAUCGCUGCUGUCUGAGCCCUGACUCCAUACGACCAAAAGCGAAAGUCUCCAGUCGGUCAUUCGCUCAGCAUCCGUGCACUUUAGACCUUCAACCUCUCCGAACUCAUGGCCGACGACGACCUUCUAGCACGCUUGAACGCGUUAAAAGCUCCAACAGAAGUUCCCAAGGUCGCUCAAACCUCAGUGCCACAUCCCUCCAUAAAAGCAACCACAGCGGAUGACGACAUAGCAUCGCGUUUCCGGCGUAUUGCCACAAGGUCAAGCGUUGACAGUUCUCCACUGCCGCAAGUGAGAGAUGUCACGGACCAGAACAAACUUGAAGAUGUAUUAGCGAGUCUACCUAGUGAACGCGUGCAUAACGUAGAGGAUGAGCAGUCGCUCGAUGAUUUGCUCAAGGAGCUAGGUGAACAGGAGGCAUCGUGGUUAAACACGUCUGAGGAGGAUCGCAUCACGGAUCUGCUAAAGGAGGCUAAAGCUGCGCUUCCCAGGCCAGAUGCUGCACAUGAUAAGAAAGCACACGAGGAGUACGAACCUGCACAUCUUGUGGAUGGUGCUUAUGUAGCAGAUGAGGGCGAUGAGCAAGCACGCAACCAAGACGAGCAAGACGAGAAGGAUGCGGACGAGUAUAUCGCACAGGUAAUGGCAGACAUAGAGCUGCAGAAAGCGCAAGGCACUUAUAAAGAGGAAUGUGACACAGACUCAGAGGACGGCCAGGCAAAGGAGCCCGAGAUUGGGCAACCAUCAGAGACGCAAACGCCUGCACGCUCAGCACGAGAGGCCACCCCUUUUGAUGAUCUUCCCUCUGCGCCUUCAACGGCUCCUGUUCUGGCUAGUGUCGAGGAUGAUGAGCUUGAGGCACGGUUCAAAUCGCUUUCUCUUCCAUCGACUCCGUCCAACAAGCCGACGGCGAAGAAACCAGCUUCAACUGUGAAGCCAAAGUCAAAUCUUCCCCAGUACACAGACGAAGACAUCGAGUCCUGGUGCGUUAUUUGCAACGAGGAUGCCACGGUACGAUGUCUGGGCUGUGAUGGGGACCUCUACUGCCAAGCGUGUUGGAAUGAAGGGCACAAAGCGCCUGAUGCGGGUUACGAGGAGAGAACUCACAAAGCCGUCGUGUAUAAUAGACGUCAGGGGCGGAAGAAGUCGUUGGCUGCUGCCUAAGACUACUCUGUCCUUUGCACAAAGUAAAGAUGUGUAGCUGUAUAGUUUGAUACAUGUUUGCAUUCACGUGGUGCGAAGCGCAACACAUGUCACCCGGCACGUCGCAGACAUGCUUGUCC
This is a messenger RNA of Verruconis gallopava, 1285 nucleotides long. RefSeq lists its product as uncharacterized. NCBI's taxonomy places the organism in Eukaryota, Fungi, Ascomycota, Dothideomycetes, Venturiales, Sympoventuriaceae. Bases 111 to 1166 code for a protein of 351 amino acids. The transcript has a single exon. The record is from RefSeq and is a predicted model, not a curated record.